Molecule: messenger RNA, 421 nt
Organism: Rhincodon typus (whale shark)
Lineage: Eukaryota; Metazoa; Chordata; Chondrichthyes; Orectolobiformes; Rhincodontidae
Product: intraflagellar transport protein 52 homolog
Exons: 3
Coding region: 95-421 (108 amino acids)
Biological process (GO): intraciliary transport; cilium assembly
Cellular component (GO): intraciliary transport particle B; centriole; cilium
Source: RefSeq, a predicted model, not a curated record
GUCUUAGCAACAGGAGGGGAGACCCUUGGUUACCGGCCCAGGAUGCAGCGCGGCUCCCUGGUUACCGGCCCAGGAUGCAGCGCGGUUUCCACCAAUGAAGGGGAGGAAGAUGGUGGCGAGCUUACAGGAAACCAUGGAGAAGGAUCAACGAAAUAUAAUAGUUUUCAAUGCAUCAAAAAAAGAACUCUUUACCGUCAGUAGUGGUUACAAGUCAUUGCAGAAGAAACUUCGAACCAACUGGAAGAUACAAAGUUUUAAAGAUGAAAUCACGGAAGAAAAACUGAUAGGUGUGAAACUGUGGAUCACAGCAGGACCCAGAGAAAAAUUCACUGCUGCUGAAGUAAGAAAGAACAUUAAUUCUGUAAAUGGAGUUUGCAGGUAUUUGACAAUUUAUGAUCGAUGUUAUGAUCUCCAUGGGUGA